Messenger RNA from Patella vulgata (common limpet), 1776 nucleotides. Its product is annotated as zinc finger CCHC domain-containing protein 9. Gene Ontology annotation, molecular function: zinc ion binding; nucleic acid binding. The record is from RefSeq and is a predicted model, not a curated record. The coding region runs from base 131 to 838 and encodes 235 amino acids. NCBI's taxonomy places the organism in Eukaryota, Metazoa, Mollusca, Gastropoda, Patellidae. The transcript has 6 exons.
GGUGAGGGAUGCGUGUUUACGAUGGUUCAGCCAACCACAGAAGGUUUAACAUUGCAAUUUAGGAUGUAAUAGAAAAGUUAAACCGGAAGUAAACACAAGUGUAAAUUUCUCUGCACGUGUAGAUCUAAAAAUGACAAGAUUUGCUAGAGCUGGAGCUUAUCAGAAGAAACAACCACAUGAUGCUACUAGUUGGUUAGAAAUGAAAUCUUCAGGUGCUGCAGGGUCAUCAUCAUCAUCUGAUGGCAGACAUAGAGAUGAUCAUCAAAAGACAGCAUCAAGAGAUAGAUUCCAUAGAAAAAGGGGUUAUGAUGAUAGUUUUAAUAAUAGUCAACAAUUAGAUGAAUGGAAAAGAGGCAAUCGAAGUGAGUUUAGACGACAGAAGAGAAUGGAUAAAAGAGAAGCUGUUAAGGUGUGUUUUAACUGUCGUAAAGAAGGUCAUAUGGUAGCUGAAUGUCCAGAUGAGAAAAGACGUCAAGGAAUGGGAAUAUGUUUUAAAUGUGGUUCAACAGAACAUGGUGUUAGUGAAUGUAGAGCAAAGGUUAAAUCAGAUGAGUAUCCUUAUGCUACAUGUUUUAUAUGUAAAGAAACUGGUCAUUUAUCUAAACAAUGCCCAGAUAAUCCAAGAGGGCUUUAUCCUAAUGGUGGCUGUUGUAAGGAAUGUGGUUCAGUUGAACAUUUUAGACGAGAUUGUCCAGAAUUACAAAAGCAACAAGGUUUUAUUGAUGUAAAAGCAAGUAAAAUAUCUGAUUUAUCAAGUGCUGAUGCAGAGCCUACAGAAAAGAUUGACUUUCCGCCACCAAAAAUCAGGAGAAAAGGACCAAAAAUUGUCAAAUUUUGAAAUGUACAGUAGAAUCUGCAUUAAGCAGCCACCCAAGGGAAUUUUUACAACUGACCGCUUAACGGGAGUGGCCCCUUAAUAAAAUCUUGGUGCUUUAUGUGCUGACAUAAAUUAAAUAUUACGCUUGAAUGCAUUGGAAGCGGUAAAUUUGACCAUCGCUGAAUCUUGCACCGAACGAAAAUUCCUUACUCAAAUCUCUGACGUAACUUCUGUAUACUUGUCAUUUUGUACCAACCUUCGAUACUACUGUCUACCAUUGUGAUGCAUUCGAUAAUAUUUAUCCAUUUUUGUGAAGAGAAUUGAUGAAUUAAUUUUAUUUUAUCAAAAAAGCACAUGCACAAAAAAACAUCGCUAAUUUUAUCACCUAUUUACAGGGGGUGUAACUCUGUAUGUAAUAUUAUAGGAGGCGCUAAAACGUCUGUUGUUAAAACAAUAAAGUGGCAAUGGAAAAGAGAUACUAGAUGAUCGUGACAAAACUCGGUACUUUUUUUUUAUUCAAUCAGUAUCAAAUAAUGUGUCGUUACGCGUGAAAACAAUGAUCAGGUUAGUCGUUUCAUAAAACAAAAGAUUAAUUAACAGAUAAUCCAGGGUUGAUUGUUAUUUUUACGUUUCUUUUUACCUGAUCAGUGGGGGUCCAGUUUAUUAACUACUACUCACGGGAUUAGCGUUGGUGUUACAAAGAACGACAAGAUGGUAUCAUUCAACAAUGGCCGUUGAAUGGACGAUGUUUUGUUGAAUUUAUUAGUAAAAUAGUGACCGCUGGCCGCGUUAGAGGAGUGACCGUUGAAUAAAGAGAUGAAACAAUAGAAUUUCUACGGGGGGAAUUUAUCGUGACCGCUUACAAGGAGAUGUCGCUGAAUAGGAGUGGCUGCUCAUACAGAUUCUACUGUAUAUAAAUAUUAAUUAUUUAAAUAAAUUGUAUAUAGUUAAGCAGAAAA